AUGUCCACCCCUGUGCUCCGGCUAGGUAUACUAGGCGCCACGAACGCCGUCCAAGCCACCUACCUCCCAGUCCUCUGUUCUCUAAAAGCCCACUACACCCUCACAGUCAUCUACGACCCCAACGCAGAAAUCGCAACUCAAUGUCAAACCCGCUUCAACAUAACCCACAGCACAACAGUCGCCGAAGAUGUCCUACGCCAUAAAGAAGUGGACGUCAUCCUCAACCUCCUCCCAAUGGAAUACCACGAACAAUACGCCGUGACAGCCCUCGAAGCCGGCAAAGAUGUAAUGAUCGAAGUCCCACUCACAAUGAGCGUCUCAAGCAUGCGGCGCAUCCACGAAGCAAUCAGAAAAGGCAAAGCAACCCGAUCCCUCAACAGCACCAACGAAACAAACGGCCCAAAGGUAUUUGUCGGAUGCGCGCGUCGCUACGCGCCCUGCUUCACAGAAGUCUUCAAGAAAGAAUUAGCAACCCUAGGACGCGUGUACUACGCGCGAUGUCGACACAUCGCUGGCCCGAUGACCACCGCCACGCCGUCAAAAGACAUCACGCAAAUGAAGCGCCACAACAACCCCGAGCAGUUCCGCGCGCUGCUAGAAGACGUCUUCUCUGAAGAAGACCUCACGCCGGACAGAAUUGCUUUCUGUCGGUACCUCGGGAUGUUGGGAUGUCAUGAUCUAUCGGUGAUGCGUGAGUCGUUUGGGUUCCCGGAUGCUGUUUCUAACGUUGCUAUCACGGACCCGUUCUACUCUGCCAUUUUCCACUAUACGAAUUCCGCCGAGAAUGACGGUCACCCGUUUACGCUUCUGUAUGAAGCUGGUGUUGAUGCGUUGCCUCGCUGCGAUGCACAUUUGACUGUCUAUGGGGCGCACAAGACUCUCACUGUGGAGCAUGACUUCCCUCGUCCUGGUGAGAAGAUCAGCACUGGUACCUAUGUGCGGGUCAUCGUUGAGGAAGCGGAUGAGACGGCGGAAAUGGAUAAGGUCAAUGGCAACCAGAUCAAUGAGACUGAGAAUGCUGUUGCUCGUCCUCGUGUGAAGCGGACGGAGACUGUUAGUACCUGUGACGAGGCAUAUGAGCGUGAAUUCAUGGCUCUGCAUUCUUAUCUGGUUGGUGAGGGUUCGGCGGCGAAGACGACUGCUGAGGAUGCUGUCAUGGAUCUACGGCUUCUGCUUAUGAUCUUUGAGCACUACAACCGCCAGUGUGGUACCAUUCGGACUCCAUUGGGUUGA
Messenger RNA from Penicillium griseofulvum, 1233 nucleotides. RefSeq names its product Gfo/Idh/MocA family protein. The transcript has a single exon. Gene Ontology annotation, molecular function: nucleotide binding; oxidoreductase activity. Gene Ontology annotation, cellular component: cytoplasm. The record is from RefSeq and is a predicted model, not a curated record. Gene Ontology annotation, biological process: NADPH regeneration. The coding region runs from base 1 to 1233 and encodes 410 amino acids. Lineage: Eukaryota; Fungi; Ascomycota; Eurotiomycetes; Eurotiales; Aspergillaceae.